Messenger RNA from Suillus paluster, 1983 nucleotides. RefSeq lists its product as uncharacterized. Lineage: Eukaryota; Fungi; Basidiomycota; Agaricomycetes; Boletales; Suillaceae. The coding region runs from base 76 to 1983 and encodes 635 amino acids. The transcript is spliced from 2 exons. The record is from RefSeq and is a predicted model, not a curated record.
CUCAAAACCACUACAUAUGUACAUACGUAACUUCAAGCACGUCACAUCUCUCCUGUACUGCUCCACUUCAUCGUGAUGUCGAGUUUCACGCCAAAUCAUGCCCUCCUGAACCCGAAGUUUGAGGGUUACAAACUGGAGGUUAUAUCACAAGAAGAUGCUGUGACGCGCUUCGGUCUUGAGUACAGACCUACACAAGUCGCUAAUUCUGGCCGAUCUCCACUGUCUUUCAAGGAGGUCCAGAGCAGGAUCACACAUAACCACCUGGCCAUGGAAAAUAGUAGCGGCAGGUGUCUAUAUAUUGACUCGGAGCAUCGUGUUAUUCUUGUCGACCUCAUGAAUGACAGUCACACACCAUCAUUUACUGUGGUUUAUGAACUUGCCGCUCCAAUUAGCGCUCCUGCAGCUGCGCAGGUCCAUCACGAGUAUCCAUCAGCAGUGUUUCUUGAUGCAGGGACUGCAUUCGUCGCUGACGGCCAAGGGGCUCUUUACAUCCUCGCCCUCCGCGCAGAAGGAACUGCCGCUACCCUAGGCUCCUUUGAGCUUUCUGAUAGCACGCAAACUCUUCACCCGGCUCCGACUCCGAUUCCAUUUCGUAUCCACUGUGUUGCCAAGACAUCUGAUACCACAGCUGUAGCGCUUCUGUCUUCUCGCUUCUAUGGAGACUCUGAAGCGUCUCGAAAAUCGAUGACGAGUCAUGCCUCUGAAUUUGACGUCUGGGCUGCAAGGUUCUCGGUACCUCUUCCAAGCCAGAAUGACAAUCUCGUGCCCCUUGACAUUCUUUGGAGGAGGCGGGGACAGGAUGUACCCAUAUUCACAGGGUACGAUAACUCCAGAAAAUGCUAUCUUCUCGCUGGUAGCUCCGUAUAUCGUGAAGUUGGCCAGCCAGCCCCACCUUCGUACGAACCCUCGCCCGAUGAAAUGGCCCCUAUUCCGCGUCUCGAUGAAAAAUUAGACGUGGAGACUCCCCAAAGACCUCCACCAUAUUCCUGGACACAGACAUCCGACACCGUGACGGUGGCCUUCCCUCUCCCUGCCACAACCCCAACAUCAAGCAUCAAAGUGACAUUUUCCCAAAAGACCUUGACAGUUCACGUCCGGGGCACAUUUCAUGUCGAAGGCGUCCCUCUUCCCCACUAUUCCGCCAAACAGCUCUGGGACGGUAUUCAAACCUCCACCAGUGUCUGGACUUGGGAUCGCGAGGGAGAGCACUCAUUUGGAUUGCUCACGUUGCAUCUGGACAAGCAGAGUGAAGAUACGCGAUGGAUGCAUGUAUUUGCAUCGGCAGGUACACCAGGCGGAGAGGAAGAAGUUCCAGAAACCCUCGACCCCUCGGAGCUCUACCUCAUCCGAGAGUCAUUGGAAAAGUACACAGAAGCGCUCCAAAGUGGGGAGGAUAUGAGCGGCCUUGGACUGGGCCGAGGGGUACCAGCACUUGCUCAGGGAGAGGUCGAUGAGGAAGUCGACUUUUCAGUAGGAAGAGUGGCGUUCUUGACGUGGGUGGGUGAGGAUGGAGGGAUCCCUGUGUGGUCAUCUGACUUUGGUGAUUCUGCAUGCAACGUUCUGUCGAUCGAUCUUCCUGGUUCCGGUCCGGGCGCAUCUAUGGUUGUGAAGAAUGGUAUUGAUGGCACCCUGUUCACCCUGGAUGAGGCACAGACAGUGGGUUCUCUGCCCACUUGGACCCACGGCGCAACGUUCUCGGCUCUCGCCUUCGUACUCGCCUCCAAGCGGGAUACACGCUUCACAUAUCAUGUUUCAUCAAAAGCGGUCUUGGCAUUCGAGAACGGCAGUAAGGAUCGAGGAGGGAACGUAUACAUCUACCGUGGUGGGCGUUCCGGUCAAAUUUGGGCCAAACAAAGCGUAUUGAAAGUUGGCGAUGGAAGUGCCGGAUCUCUGUUAGGUGUCGGUACGUUCAAAAUGGCGCAGGGGCAAACGAUCGUCUGUCUAUGCGAGAACGAGCUGGUGGUGAUGCACAACAUAUUUUGA